AUGCUAGAGAUCAAGACAUAGAUGCUCCAAGGACCCACAACAAGAACCAUGUACCAUUACUUUAUCUCUGAGAUGUUACCUGUUGCUAUGAUCACUGCCAUUGCCACGUUGGUGAGCAUGGCUACUGCAAGAUCAUCACUAAAUUAUUUGGAACGCCACUUUUCCAUGGAGAACGAGUCUGAAGAAGUGCGUUCUGCAGCUAUCAAGAGGCUGCUGGAGGUGUUUGGGAUGGAGGAUGCUCCUCUCCUCCGGGGCGACAAGCAGCCGCCUCAGUACAUGGUCGACCUGUACAACACUGUCGCAGAUGUGGACGGAGUUACCAAGGACCCCUACAUUCUGGAGGGGAAUACAGUACGCAGCUUCUUCGACAAACUGCACAGUGAACAAAUUCAGUUCCUGUUCAACUUGUCCAUGGUGGCCAGUAGUGAGAAGGUUCUAACCGCGGAACUCCAUCUCUUCAAGCUACGCCCUCAGGUUUCUGCAACAUUCAAUAGAUAUCACUUCUGUCAGGUCAGUGUCUACCAGCUUCUGGAUAGCAGCAAAAUGAACAUUACUCAGGGGAAGAAGCUGCUGUCUUCCAGACUGAUCCCUGUCCCCUCCACUGGCUGGGAAGUGUUCACCAUUACACAAGCUGUGCGUUCCUGGAUGGCUGUUGAGGGCAAUAACCUGGGUCUUCUGGUCACAGUACAGACCCUGGGAGGAAGCCAGAUGGAUGAGAAGGUGGUGCGUUUUUCUUCAGGCCGUAACCACCAUAAAAGCAAGCAGCCCAUGCUGGUGCUGUUCACUGACGAUGGCCGCCGUGCAGCCGCUCUGGAUAAUACAGUCAAAGAUCCCAAUGAGACCCCAGCUGUCCCUGGCCUGUCCAACCUCCCCAACACCCCAGGCUUCCACCGUAGCGCCCGCUCCCUGGACUAUGACGAGGACGUAGAGAAGAUGACGUGCCAGCGCCUGCCACUCUACGUGGACUUCGAGGAGAUCGGCUGGUCCGGGUGGAUCGUGUCGCCUCGGGGUUACAAUGCCUACCACUGUAAGGGCUCCUGCCCUUUCCCCCUGGGCCAGAACAUGAGACCCACUAACCACGCCACCGUCCAGUCUAUCAUCAACGCUCUGAAGCUGACUAAAGGCAUUGAAACGCCGUGCUGCGCGCCAGACAAGCUCUUCUCCAUCAACCUGCUGUAUUUUGAUGAUGACGAGAAUGUGGUGCUGAAGCAGUAUGAUGACAUGGUGGCAGGAAGCUGCGGCUGCCAUUGA
This is a messenger RNA of Oncorhynchus nerka (sockeye salmon), 1251 nucleotides long. RefSeq names its product anti-dorsalizing morphogenic protein (gene admp). The record is from RefSeq and is a predicted model, not a curated record. Gene Ontology annotation, cellular component: extracellular region. Gene Ontology annotation, molecular function: growth factor activity; cytokine activity. The transcript is spliced from 5 exons. Lineage: Eukaryota; Metazoa; Chordata; Actinopteri; Salmoniformes; Salmonidae.